AUAAAUAAGAAACAACAAUUACUAAUUUUUAACCACAAAUAUUGUAUAAUAUGAAACUGUGAGAAGAAGGGUUAUGGUUAACAUUGAAAUUACCAGAAAAAUAUAAAAUAAAUAAAAAUUUCUUUUAUAGCUUAAUUAAAAGUAAGAGUAGAAAAUUAAUUAUUUGAAUAUUCAUUGACAAUACUGUUUAUAUCCUAUUUACUAAAGAUUAGAAUUUAGUAAUUACUGUGGGCACAGAGACAAAGCAUUUUUUCAUUGAUAAUGAAAUUAUACUGCCUAUCUUAAGCAAUGUUGGAUUGAAUAAUUUAAAUACUAAGUCUUCAUAAAAUGUAAAAAUAAAUGUUAUUUUUAGAAUUCUUUUUGAAAACUAACAAUUACUUAAUUUCAGAAAUUUGCAUAAUCAAUUGCAUAUUAUGAACAAAUCAUGUGUGGGUGGUUUCUUAAAAAUUAUUUAACAAACUCAUAAUAAUUGAUUUUUUGACUACAUUUUAGUGAACCAUUAAAUUUAUUGUUUGUCUUGCUACUCGGCAUUAGACUUAUGUUUUGUAACUUUUUUUAAUCCUUGAUUAAGUUAAUGAGGUAUGUUUCACUAUCAGAAUAUUUUAUUUUUUUUACGACAUCAUCAUUAUCGUUUUUAUUAUGAGGAUGAUAAAUAAUAUAUUUUUGAGUUUUGCAGUCCAAGCACUUUCACAUUUCAAACGUUGGUAGUAAAAAUGAUAAAAAAAUAAUAUUCAAAAUUUAAACUUGAGAUAGGUACACAUUGCAAUAUUGCAUGCACAGUGUGCACCUUGUAUAUUUUUUUUAUCUCCUUUCAUAUUUGUAUUUUAGUAACUCCAACAAAUAAUCGAUUAAGAGUAUGUUAAUUUUUAGUUGUUCUGUAUUUAUUUCAAUUAAAAUUGUUUAUAUUAUUUACAAAAAUUCUUAUCUCAUCACCAUUACCACCUAUUGACUAUCUAAUGUUUAAGUUUAAACAUAACGUUAUUACAUUUUUAAACAUUUAUUAAACUCACAUAAGUGUUUAUUAAUUCUAGGGAUUUGUACAGGCAUUUUUGAUGAGAUUUAGGAUACCCACCUAUCUACUGGUUUGUAUGAAAAGCAUACCAAAAUAAUUACUUACAAGUUACAAUCCAUCAUGUCGAUGCGUUGUUCGUUUGGUCGUCUAAAUGAUUCCCCCUUAAUAAAUGCCUAGAUAAAGGCUCCUUAAAUGCGGAAAGAAUAAAAAAUGCUUUAUCUGUUCUAUUGAAUUAUUGUAAUGGAUUUGUUACAUUAUUUUACUGUUAUAAUAUUUGAGAUAGUGUUAUAUCGGCCUAAUAGAUAGCGUUGCUCAUACCAUUUUACGUUAAUUAAAUACAACGUAUCUACUAUAUUAUUGUUUUAAUCAGUGCAUUUUAUACGUGAGUGUAGGUACUCAUAGACAAAGAAAUGUUUCGAUACUUUUAAAAGCUUUGAUCGAUGUCUUGUUGAAUUCACAACCGAGUAAAUAAUACGUCGGUAAAGGUAUUUUAUAUCUACUUACCUUAUGUCUUAUUUUUUUUCAAAAACAAUGUUUUUAGCGAAAAUUGACGACUCGGAUAUGAAAGUCUCUCAUUGGUCAUUUGGAUUAUGUCAUAUAAUAUUUAUACGUGAUUUAAAGGCGACUACAAUUAAAGAAGCAUUACUCAAAUGGCAAGAAAUAAACAAAGAACCACUUGCAGAAGCCGUAUAUGUCGGCUUGCAAUUUCAAUGGCCACCAAUUGAAAAGAUGGAUGCUAACCUAUCAGUUUUAAAGAAUUGCGAAAAAUUAUCAUUGAGCACAAAUUGUAUUGAAAAAAUAAAUGGUCUUGACACUUUAAAAAACUUAAAAAUAUUAUCAUUGUCUCGGAAUAACUUGAAAAAUUUUAAUGGAAUAGAAAAAUUGGCUGAUACUUUAGAAGAAUUAUGGAUAUCGUAUAAUUAUAUUGAAAAAACGAAAGGUAUUAUGGGCAUGAAGAAACUGAAAGUAUUAUAUAUGAGUAAUAAUUUAAUCGAUAGUUGGAGUGAAGUGCAAAAACUAUCAAAAUUAGAAAAUCUUCACGAACUAGUAUUGACUGGUAAUCCCAUACAAGAGUCUAUGGAAGAACAGGAUUGGCGUACUGAAUGCAUUAAGAGACUAACACAAAUAUCAAUAUUAGAUGGAAUUCCUAUAAUAAGAGAAUAA
Messenger RNA from Melanaphis sacchari, 2176 nucleotides. Its product is annotated as dynein light chain 1, axonemal-like. The coding region runs from base 1520 to 2176 and encodes 218 amino acids. The record is from RefSeq and is a predicted model, not a curated record. Gene Ontology annotation, molecular function: protein kinase binding. The transcript has 4 exons. Gene Ontology annotation, cellular component: cytoplasm. NCBI's taxonomy places the organism in Eukaryota, Metazoa, Arthropoda, Insecta, Hemiptera, Aphididae.